This is a messenger RNA of Anopheles marshallii, 3813 nucleotides long. RefSeq names its product splicing factor 3B subunit 1-like. Gene Ontology annotation, cellular component: catalytic step 2 spliceosome; U2-type prespliceosome; U2 snRNP. The transcript is spliced from 7 exons. Bases 1 to 3813 code for a protein of 1270 amino acids. Gene Ontology annotation, molecular function: mRNA binding. Lineage: Eukaryota; Metazoa; Arthropoda; Insecta; Diptera; Culicidae. Gene Ontology annotation, biological process: spliceosomal complex assembly. The record is from RefSeq and is a predicted model, not a curated record.
AUGGUUCAGUGGAUAAAGGAAAACGCUGUGCAAACUCACGAAGAUAUAGAACCUCACAUUCGAGAUUUACAGGCGAAAAAGAAAGAGAUGAACGCGGAAGCGGCAAAGGAGAAGGAGGCAGAUUUGGCCGACAGUGGGGACUUCGAUAGCGAACCUUAUGAUGGCGGUGAGAGCGGCAGUAAAUUCGAGGGCUAUGUUACAUCGAUCGCUCCAAAUGACGAUACUGACAACGAGGAGGACGAAGGCAUGCCCAUCGGACGGAACAAUCGUCCAAUGGGCUACACGGCACCAACGGCACUGCUGAACGAGAUGGCACAGGGCGAGGAUUACGAUCCGUUUGCAGAACGACGAAAACCUACGGUUGCAGAAAAAGAGGAUGAAUAUCGUCAAAAGCGUAGACAUUUGGUCAUUUCGCCUGAGCGAGUGGACCCGUUUGCAGAUGGAGGUGAAACGUCUGAUGUUGGAGCUCGUUCGUAUACGCAAAUUAUGCGCGAGCAGACGCUGAAAGGCGAAGAAGCGGAGCUGCGCAAAAAAAUCCAAGAAAAGGCCAAGGAUGGAUCGUUGAAGAUUAGCAAGACAGAACAGGUGGCAAAACCGGCUCCGGUUGAAGCGAAGAAGCGUGGCCACUGGGAUGUGCAAUUCGUAGCACUAAAGAAGCUUGCCGUAGCGGCGACUCCAACCUGGGAUGCUGAGAAAACUCCGGCUGACCGUCGCUGGGACGAAACUCCCGGACAUAAAGGCAGCGAGACACCCGCAGAGAAGUCGACCCGUCGCAAUCGGUGGGAUGAACCGCCGAAAACCGACCGUGAAACACCCGGCCACUCGUGGGCGGAAACACCCCGUGCCGAGCGCGUCUCCAGCGAUGGUGUGCUGCUCGAUGCCACCACGCCCGCCUCGAAGCGCCGUUCCCGGUGGGAUGAAACGCCGUCCAAUGCAACUCCGUCGGCCAUGACACUAACACCGCACGGCACGACGCCUGUCGGGCUGAAGGCAAUGAAGAUGGCAACACCAACACCGGGCCAUCUCACUUGGAUGGAACAACUGCAGGCAUACCGCUGGGAGAAGGUCAUCGACGAACGCAACAAACCGUUCACAGACGAGGAGCUGGAUGCAAUGUUCCCGGCCGUGUACAAAGUAUUGCCUCCGCAAGCCGGUUACAUUCCCAUUCGGACGCCAGCCCGUGAGCUAAAUGCCACACCGACACCGAAUGCUGGCACACAGCCCGCCUUUUUCGUCCAAACGCAGCACAAAUCGGCCAAGGUCGUGGAUAACCAGCCGAAGGGAAAUCUGCCCUUCAUGAAGCCGGAAGACGCGCAGUACUUCGACCAGCUGCUGGUCGAGGUGGACGAAGAUGCGCUCAGUCCGGAGGAGCAGAAGGAGCGCCGAAUCGCGAAGCUUUUGCUCAAGAUCAAGAACGGUAAUGGAUCGAUGCGCAGGGCGGCACUGCGCCAGAUUUCGGACAAAGCGCGCGAGUUCGGUGCGGGACCACUGUUUAAUCAGAUCCUGCCGCUGCUGAUGAGUCCCACGCUCCAGGACCAGGAGCGGCAUCUGCUGGUGAAGGUGAUCGAUCGCAUACUGUACAGGCUGGAGGAUUUGGUCCGCCCGUACGUGCACAAGAUUCUGGUCGUGAUCGAACCGCUGCUGAUCGACGAUGAUUACUACGCGCGCGUGGAAGGUCGCGAGAUCAUUUCCAACCUGGCAAAAGCGGCCGGGCUGGCUACGAUGAUUUCGACGAUGUGCCCGGACAUCGACAGCAUCGACGAGUAUGUGCGUAAUACGACGGCCCGUGCAUUUGCGGUCGUUGCGUCCGCGCUAGGCAUUCCGGCGCUGAUGCCGUUCCUGAAGGCGGUCUGCAAGAGCAAGAAAUCGUGGCAGGCGCGUCACACCGGCGUCAAGAUCGUGCAGCAGAUAGCCAUUCUCAUGGGCUGUGCGAUACUUCCGCAUCUGAAGUCGCUGGUCGAAUUCAUCGAACACGGAUUGGUGGACGUGCAACAGAAGGUGCGCACCAUUACGGCACUCGCGUUGUCUGCGCUGGCCGAGGCCGCCACACCGUACGGCAUCGAAUCGUUCGAUUCGGUGCUGAAGCCGCUGUGGAAGGGCAUCCGGACGCAUCGGAGCAAGGGUUUGGCGGCGUUCCUGAAAGCCAUCGGAUAUCUGAUCCCGCUGAUGGAUGCGGAGCACGCGAGCUAUUACACGCGCGAGAUGAUGCUCAUUCUGAUCCGCGAGUUCCAAUCGCCGGACGAGGAGAUGAAGAAGAUUGUGCUGCAGGUGGUGAAGCAGUGCUGCGCGACGGACGGUGUCGAGGCGCAGUACAUCAAGGAGGAGCUGUUGCCGCACUUCUUCAAUCGCUUCUGGAACCAAUGGACGGCGCCGAACCGACGCAACUACCGGCAGCUGAUCGACACGACCGUCGAGAUCGCGAACAAGGUCGGUGCGUCCGAGAUCAUCGAGCGCGUGGUGGACGACCUGAAGGGCGAGAACGAACAGUGCCGCAAGAUGGUGAUGGAAACGAUCGAGAAGAUUAUGGCGAACCUCGGUGCGGCCGACAUCGAUUCGCGUCUGGAGGCGCAGCUGAUCGACGGCAUACUGUACGCGUUCCAGUCACAAACGACCGAGGAGGCGGUGAUGCUGAACGGGUUCGGCACCGUUGUGAACCAGCUGGGCAAGCGCGUCAAGCCAUACCUGCCACAGAUCUGCGGUACCAUCCUGUGGCGGCUGAACAACAAAUCGACCAAGGUACGUGAGCAGGCCGCCGAUCUGAUCGCGCGCAUUGCCGCGGUGAUGAAGACGUGCGGGGAGGAGAAGCUGCUGGGCCAUCUCGGGGUGGUGCUGUACGAGUACCUCGGCGAGGAGUACCCGGAGGUGCUCGGUUCGAUUCUGGGCGCGCUGAAGGCAAUCGUGAACGUGAUCGGUAUGACGAACAUGACACCACCGAUCAAGGAUCUGCUGCCCCGGCUGACACCCAUCCUGAAGAACCGGCACGAGAAGGUGCAGGAGAACUGUGUCGAUCUGGUGGGCCGCAUCGCGGAUCGUGGGCCAGAGUACGUGUCGGCCCGCGAGUGGUUGCGCAUCUGCUUCGAGCUGCUCGAGCUGCUGAGGGCGCACAAGAAGGCGAUCCGGCGCGCCACGGUGAACACGUUCGGCUACAUCGCCAAGACAAUCGGGCCGCACGAUGUGGUCGCUACGCUGCUGAACAACCUGAAGGUGCAGGAGCGUCAGAACCGUCUCUGCACGACCGUCGCCAUCGCAGUUGUGGCGGAAACGUGCCGCCCGUUCACCGUGCUGCCCGCGCUCAUGAACGAGUAUCGCAUGCCGGAACUGAACGUGCAGAACGGUGUGCUCAAGUCGCUGUCCUUCCUGUUCGAGUACAUCGGCGAGAUGGGCAAGGAUUACAUCUACGCCGUCUGUCCGCUGCUGGAGCACGCACUGUUGAGUCGCGAUGUCGUCCACCGCCAGACGGCCUUGACCGCGAUCAAGCACUUGUCGCUCGGUGUGUAUGGAUUCGGGUGUGAGGAUGCGCUCAUCCAUCUGCUGAACUACGCGUGGCCGAACAUCUUCGAAACCUCGCCCCAUAUGAUGCGGGCGUUCACGGACGCGAUCGAGGGACUGCGGGUAGCGCUCGGUCCGAUUAAGAUACUGCAGUACACGCUGCAGGGAUUGUUCCACCCGUCCCGGAAGGUGCGCGAGAUGUACUGGAAGAUUUAUAACACCCUGUACAUCAGCGCCCAGGAUGCACUGAUCGCGGGCUAUCCACGCAUCACGAACGAUCCCCGAAACCAAUACGUUCGCUAUGAGCUGGAGUACAAUCUAUAG